AUGAGUGAGCUCUCUGUGCAGGCAGGCUGUCUCCUAUGGGGACACAGGGUGAUUAUUCCACCCGUGUUGCGUAAAAAGCUUCUACAUCAGCUACACACAGGUCACAGUGGCAUGGUCCGUAUGAAAGAACUGGCCAGGAGCUAUUUCUGGUGGCCUGGACUUGAUAGUGAGAUAGAAGAGACUGUAAGAACAUGUUCAUCAUGUUAAAAUAUCCGCUGCAUGCCACAACCAGCACCGCUCCAUCCAUGGGAUUGGCCAGAGGAACCAUGGUAACGCAUCCAUGUUGAUUUUGCAGGUCCUUUGGAAGAGAGGAUGUUUCUAAUAGCAAUAGACGCUCAUAGUAAAUGGCCGGAGGUGUCCAUUAUGAGAUCUACAACAGCAGAGAAAACCAUUGAAAAGCUUGGGGAAAUGUUCAGCCAAUUUGGUUUUCCUGAGCAACUUGUGAGUGACAAUGGAACUCAGUUCACCUCGCAAGAGUUCCAAAACUUUCUCGAGAUUAACGGGGUGCAACACAUCCGCUUUGCCCCAUACCAUCCAUCUACUAAUGGAGCAGCAGAAUGGUUUGUUCAGAGCAUGAAACAUGCCUUGAAGGUUUCACAGGGACAAGGCUCCCUCCACCAGCGCCUGAACAGUUUCUUGCUCACAUAUAGAAACACUACACACUCAACCACAAAGGCUACUCCUGCAGCGCUUCUCAUUAAGAGACAGCUUCGUACCAGCCUCGACCUUCUGAAACCACCGAAGAUCAAAGACAUUGUUCCACUGAACCAGCAGACUCAGGUUGAGAGAUGCAAGCAAAGAGCAAAGGAAAGGAUUUUCUUCCGCCGGAACCCCGCAGGUGAUGGCAGCCGUCUCCUCAAGGCUCCAGCUUCUGCGUUUUCCGGCACGCCUGCCUUCUUCUCUCCCUCGAGCUUCAUCCACAGGAACCCACAGCCACGAGCACCUUCACGAGUUGGACCCGCCACCACGACCCUCUCCACGGAACCUCCCUCACGACAUCCUUCCCCGCACCUCGACACCAACGACCGCCUUCUCGGAUUCCCUCACCACGACUGGGACCCCUCUACUGGACCCCUCACCUGGUUUCCCUCCACAACCCCCCACUACAACAACCCCCUAACAUAUGUCCUCACAACAGCAAAGCUGAAUGCAACAGGCCAUCGCUGGGUUGGUGAAUUGGCUGACUUCAACUUUACAAUCAGGUAUCGACCUGGGAAGAAGAAUGCAGAUGCUGACGGCCUGUCCAGGUUACACCUGGACAUCAACCAGUACAUGGCCCAGUGUACAGCAGAGGUAAAGCAGGAUGUUAUCAGGGCUGCCGUGGAGAGUGCAGUGUUGCAGAGACAGAAUGUCUUCUGUGACACCACUGUAGUCAACCAGAGUGCCAUCAGCCUAGUGCAAGAUCCCACACCACUGUCUGCUGGAAAAUUGCUCUCCCAAGAGGAAAUCAGAGCAAGUCAGGAAAAAGACUCUGUGAUUGGUUGUGUCCUGCGCUUCAAAGCUAAUGACUAUCUGCCAAAAGGUCGUGCUCUGAAAGCAGAACCACCCGAUGUCAGAAUCCUGCUGAGACAGUGGAACAGACUACAUGUCAAUGAUGAUGGAGUUCUCUACAGGAGAGCCAAUGGCAGAGAUCAGCUCGUGCUCCCCAAAGAACACCAUGACACUGUCUUCAGAGAACUACACAAGGAAAUGGGACACCUUGGGGCAGAAAGGACUCUGGGGCUGAUAAGAGACAGGUUCUAUUGGCCCAGAAUGCAAAGUGAUGUGGAGCAUUUUGUGAUGCAUGCCUACUUUUUACAUCUUGAGACCUGCAAACAUGGGUAUGAGUACAUCUUAGUGGUGAUGGACCACUUUACACGUUUUGCACAGGCGUAUGCAACAAAAAACAAGUCAGCAAAAACAGUGGUGGAAAAGGUCUUCAAUCACUUUGCACUCACCUUUGGCUUUCCAGUUAGAAUCCAUCACGACAUGGGAAGAGAGUUUGAGAACCAGAUGUUUUCCCAGCUGCAAAAGCUCCCUCCUGUUGUUCGUUUUGUGGCGCUGGCUGAUCUGCCUGCUCCUGCGCUGCAGCUAGGUGGGGGCGUCCCCUCACCUGGCUGA
Stegastes partitus (bicolor damselfish) is the source of this 2100-nucleotide messenger RNA. NCBI's taxonomy places the organism in Eukaryota, Metazoa, Chordata, Actinopteri, Pomacentridae. The record is from RefSeq and is a predicted model, not a curated record.